Molecule: messenger RNA, 865 nt
Organism: Spea bombifrons (plains spadefoot toad)
Lineage: Eukaryota; Metazoa; Chordata; Amphibia; Anura; Pelobatidae
Gene: HOXC12
Product: homeobox C12
Exons: 2
Coding region: 6-809 (267 amino acids)
Biological process (GO): regulation of DNA-templated transcription
Molecular function (GO): DNA-binding transcription factor activity, RNA polymerase II-specific; sequence-specific double-stranded DNA binding
Source: RefSeq, a predicted model, not a curated record
CGGAAAUGGGAGAGCAUAAUCUUCUUAAUCCUGGGUUUGUGGGACCUCUGGUUAACAUUCACACCGGAGACACUUUCUACUUCCCUAAUUUCAGGACAUCUGGAGGGCAGUUACCUGGAUUGCCUUCACUGUCUUACCCAAGGAGGGACAAUGUGUGCUCUCUGCCCUGGCCAUCCACAGAGCCAUGCAAUGGAUACCCCCAGCCCUACCUCAGCAGCCCGGUUUCCAUUAACCCUUCUUUCGGCAGAGCUUGUGAUCUUGCCCGUAUGGAGGAAACAAAAUGUUACUAUAGGGAGUCCUGCCCUGAAACCCCCAGCCUGAAAAGAGAGGACAGAUUGAGGGACAAUGUCUUGAUGUCUCUGGACAGUGGGGUCCCCGGUGGGAUGAGCAGCAGCUUCCACAAAUACGACUACACGGCUACUGACACGGUGCCCCACGAUCCCCCUUCCUGUCAGUCCUUGGAGUCUGACUCCAGCUCGUCUGUUACCAAUGAAGGCACCAAAAAUCCCACCAACGAAGGGGGUACAAUAGACUCCCCUACGAGCCAAGGGAGCAACCUUCCUGCCACUGGGGCUCCUUGGUACCCAAUGCACACUAGGUCCCGAAAGAAGAGAAAACCCUAUUCCAAGCUCCAGCUGGCUGAACUAGAAGGGGAGUUUAUGGUCAAUGAAUUUAUAACCAGGCAACGAAGGAGAGAACUAUCCGACCGGCUGAGCCUCAGUGACCAACAAGUCAAGAUCUGGUUCCAGAACCGCCGAAUGAAGAAGAAGAGACUUCUAAUGAGGGAGCAAGCUCUGUCAUUCUUUUAACAUGUCUGGGGCUCAGUGAUAACAUUCACCCCAAGCUUCCCGAAAACUCUACCAUG